AUGGAUUGCCAGCAUGUGCGAAAUUUGGAAGAUAUAAAUGAAAUUUUGACGUUAGCAAAACUGAAUACAAAUGAUGUCAGGCCACUGGCACAAACACUUCGUUUCACUCCAGAAAACCUUCAUGACAACAAUUACAAAUUACUACAACUUGAUUCCCAUCUUUUGAAUGAUAUUACAGAGGGUAAUACUCUGUAUAUCAAGGGGGAUGAUGAUGAUGAAGUUGUUAUUUGUUCAGAAACACAUACUUUCCAUGUUACAGAAGCAGAAACGUCCAAUAGCUUACUGCUUGUCAAACACUUGAAAUUCAACAAUGAAAUCGAAGAAAAUGAGGACCCACGAAUCAAUAAUAUUUUGGUCAGUAGCAUAUUUUAUGAUUAUUUGGAAGCUGUUGUUGGCAAACCUCAUUUGAAAAAGUUGCAUGAGAUACUCAAUAAAUCAGUUUAUAAAGGUCCUGAGGUUGAAUUUGAAGUAGAUCAGAACAGUUUGUUAACAUUUGAAGAACUUAGUAAUAAAGUACAAGCUUCAAAUAAAGAACUGAAAGAUGCAUUGGAAUCAAUGACUGUCCUAGAAUUGAAUAAUAAAAUUAGAUUAUUAGACUUGGAGUACCAUUUCCGGGUGUUAUCGCUUAUGUUGAAACUGGUAGAAGAAAAUUCCUGGCAAUUAGAUGAAAUAGACUUUGACGAAACAAUAGAAGCUCUGAAAGAUUUGGCUCCCAGAGAGGUUAUCUCUAGUUUGUUUGAUAAAUACACUGAAGAAUCAAAGCUCAUAGACAGUCUACAGCUGUAUCGCUACAAGGAAGAUGUGGUUUGCACAUUUUUUGCAAAAGUUUUGUUACAUGGUACUGGUAGAUUUGAACUUAAUGAAUUUUUGCAAACUUGGAAAGACUCUGUACCUGAGGGGAUGAUAUGUGAUGAAGAAAUGCUAUAUGGGUUAGCAGUUAUUGAUAAAACUUCUGACCCAAAUAUUAUCUUUGCAUUUGAUGAAACCAGCUUGCCUGAGAAUAUCAAUGAGAGAUUCAAGACAUUGUUUCAAGUGAAGACAAAGUGGAGUGUCCCUGAGAUAACCCCCUAUAUAAAGCAGUUAGCAACAGUGAAACUUGAUGUGAAUGCACUAUUGGCAAAACAUGCAAGGGCCUCCAAGGUUGAUGGAAUCAAAUAUUAUUCCUCAAAGCAUGGAAAAUGA
Molecule: messenger RNA, 1182 nt
Organism: Phaedon cochleariae (mustard beetle)
Lineage: Eukaryota; Metazoa; Arthropoda; Insecta; Coleoptera; Chrysomelidae
Source: the annotation of a GenBank genome assembly